Messenger RNA from Andrographis paniculata, 1057 nucleotides. Its product is annotated as guanosine deaminase-like. Gene Ontology annotation, biological process: purine nucleoside catabolic process. The record is from RefSeq and is a predicted model, not a curated record. The transcript is spliced from 6 exons. Bases 200 to 820 code for a protein of 206 amino acids. NCBI's taxonomy places the organism in Eukaryota, Viridiplantae, Streptophyta, Magnoliopsida, Lamiales, Acanthaceae. Gene Ontology annotation, molecular function: guanosine deaminase activity; zinc ion binding.
UUUUAUUCCGCUGCGUUUCACGGCCACAGAUUCCUUGCCACGAGCGCGUAUCGUGCACGCGAGGCCGUACGCAGCCACUGCCUAUAUAAACUUGCGUGGGUUCCCGACUGGCAACAAGUAGGUUGAAACGCUUUUGGCUUUUUCAAUUGGAUUCAAGAAGUAUCUGCGAUUCGUGAGAUCCGAUUGCUUUUUCUCGGCCAUGGAAGACCAGAAAGUUGUUGAAGUUAAGGACGGAAUCAUCCCAGUUGAUUCUUCAUUUCCUGGUCAUCAAGAAGUUCUUGAUGCUAAAGAUGGAACAAUCUCGGUUGCGUCUGCAUUUGCUGGUCAUCAAGAAGCUGUUCAGGACAAAGAUCACAAAUUCUUGAGAAGAGCAGUUGAAGAAGCUUACAAAGGUGUAGAUUCUGGCGAUGGAGGUCCUUUCGGCGCCGUUGUCGUGCGUGAUGGAGAAGUGGUUUCCAGUUGCCACAACCUGGUUCUCAAGCAUACUGACCCGACUGCCCAUGCAGAAGUUACGGCCAUUAGAGAGGCGUGCAAGAAAUUGGACAAGAUAGAGCUAUCGGACUGUGAGAUCUAUGCUUCCUGCGAGCCGUGCCCUAUGUGCUUUGGCGCUAUCCAUCUCUCGAGAAUCAAGAGACUGGUGUAUGGAGCCAAGGCCGAAGCUGCCAUUGCCAUAGGGUUCGAUGACUUUAUUGCCGAUGCAUUACGAGGGACCGGAUUCUACCAAAAGGCUAAUUUGGAAAUCAAAAGAGCCGAUGGUAACGAGGCCCUCAUAGCGGAGCAGGUGUUUGAGAAAACGAAGGCAAAAUUUCAGCUCUACUGACACCACACCACACCACACACAUACAUACUUAUUUCUCCCCGCUUGUUUGUUUGUCUUAUCCAUCCGUUCGUAACGUUUGCAUUGUCUGUCCGUACUCUCGUAGAUAUGAUCAUCUUACAAUAACGUACGUGUUUAACAUUCAGAACAUUUUUCAAUAAUUGAUUAUGGUUCUCGAUGUAAGUUGGAAACAUAUAACCUCACUUUCUCUCUCUUUAUGGUAAGUUCUUUUAGAAUUCA